AUGUCCGACCUUGCUGAGCUCGCCAAGAUUGACAUGGGAUUAACAAAACUGAGGUAUGUGCCUACUUACACGUCUUCAAUUGCCGCUUAUGAUCUAAUGAUUCUCGGCCCACGUACCCACAGACAAAUCAGCGAUCUGAGUGUCCGAUUUUCUCAUGAGGUCCAAGGAGUCUGGGGGCAGGAAGUUUUGCAGGCCUCUAUCUCACAUUUCUGCAACAACAAGGUAUCUACUGUUUCAGGGGCCGUCUCAAUGGCUGGUGGACCCGAAUCGGCACAUUUUACAUCUCGCAAGCUGUUGCCAGACAAAAGCCGGUUGAGCCACGGUAGUAUUGGCGGCGAGGGAUCCGGCACAGAAGAUUCAUCUGAUGACGAUGAGCCGUUCCAAUCCAUAGAUAUGGAGGCUCUGAGACAAAGAGGAAAGGGGGUUUAUCUCUGUCCAAAGGGCACCAAGUGUGACAAGGGUGGAGUUGACAAGGACGGCAAUCUUGUUGUCUUUGACAGAAACUCAUCGUUUGCGUACGUUCCUCUCUGGAUCCGCUGCUCGAGUUGA
Molecule: messenger RNA, 549 nt
Organism: Metarhizium album ARSEF 1941
Lineage: Eukaryota; Fungi; Ascomycota; Sordariomycetes; Hypocreales; Clavicipitaceae
Exons: 2
Coding region: 1-549 (182 amino acids)
Source: RefSeq, a predicted model, not a curated record